CCAUGCACCCAGACACACUUCGAAACCGCUUGCGCAGAUAAAAGCUGCUGGCCAUCAAAGUGCUGUAGCUCAACCCCAAUCCCUCUCUCCUUUGCUGAAACCAUGCUAACUCCUGAUGCCAUUGCCCAGGUCCUUCGCCGUACCCGUGAUUGGCGUGAUCCCCUCAACUCGAACACUUUGUUCUACUGCGCCAACCCUCGAUGCUCGCACGAUCUCGCUAGGGAUGAGGAGUAUGAGGUUGAUCUUACAGCUACUAUCGUGACUUGCCCUGUCUGUGCCUCUGACACUUGUAGCGCUUGUAGUAUCUCACCCAUACUGGCCCCUGUGCUCUCGACUCCGCUGAAUCUCAGCUCCUCAACGCUCUGGAUCCGGAAAAGUUCAAGCGCUGCCCCUUCUGCGGUCUCCUCUGCGAACUCAUUUCCGGCUGUCAAUACAUGACUUGUCACGACUGCAGCGGUGAAUGGUGUUGGCUCUGCCUCGAGUCUUGGAGACGCUGUCGUGGUUCCUGCACAAUGUCAGAGGGCUUUAUCCCUAGAGAACAUCCUGAAGAGAGAAGGGGGCAUCGGAGGCACUGGGACGAGCUGUUCUUCUUUUUGGCUUCUGUGGUUGGAUUUGCCGUCGCUGGGUGAGUCGGCACUAUCGCUGUGUUGCUCACUUCAUUGGGUGAGAGAUGAAAGGAGGGAGAUGGUUCAUGCUUGUGGUAGACAUAUGAUGAA
Molecule: messenger RNA, 716 nt
Organism: Aureobasidium subglaciale EXF-2481
Lineage: Eukaryota; Fungi; Ascomycota; Dothideomycetes; Dothideales; Saccotheciaceae
Exons: 1
Source: RefSeq, a predicted model, not a curated record